GGGGAUUGAUCUCGGCCUCCGCUACUUCAAUUUGUUCGAAUACAGUCAUCUCACAUUAGGAAUGCUUUUCAGCUUACAUCUUUCGUUCAAAGACGAUUACAUCGCUUUAUAUUUGCCUGAGUUGUAGCUGAACUUGCUUCGGUGUUGCUCGUGCUUACCGGCCAAAAUGAGAUGAGGCUAUCGCUCUUGCUCAAACACGGAGGGAGACAUUGACAUCUCUUUCUUUUCCUACCUCAUUUCUCCCUUUUCCUUCUCUUUGAUCUCCUUGAUUGAUUCAAAGCAUGCAGAAAUCGAUUAUCUAAGAUCCAUCAUACUCUCUUCUAUUCUCUAACUCGGCUCUCAGUCGAAACCAUUCAAUCGUCAUCAGCAGUCAGCAAAAUGGCAUCUAAAUCAAGCAUAAGAACUCACACCUCUCAGCCUCCUCCCAGCCAGAACAGACAUGUCUCAUUCAACUUGCCGGUCUACUCCUACACCAAGGGAACGCAAUGGGGAUUUAAUCAACUAAUCCCAGCGCAUCCCGGCAUUGCUCAAAUGGACAAUGUUACACUGACUCUUGCUAACCAUCUCGCAUACCUUGACGGCGAUGCUGGGAUACUACGGUCGUUACUGAUGCGUGCAGGUCGCUCUCAGAGAAGAUGGAGCCUAGAGGGAAAGCCGCAGGAUGUAUCUCCAAUGGAUACGGGAAUUGCAUCUGACUUAGUUGAGGUUUUGUCGAGCGCUGAGCGUCUCCAAACUGCUGUCAAUCAACUGUGUGUUCAAGGUGCAGUCGUUCUCUGCAUGUAUCCUGGUGGCGAGGGUCGUGAUGUGCUGCGAAUGGAUGCUGGCACUCGUGCCAAGUACAAGUUGAACAGUGUGACGAACUCGCAUCAUACAAUGCUGCAGGCACUGUUACUUGUAUGCCAUGCCUUUCCCGCAGAUGCGUAUUUGGAUGACGAUUAUCACGAGCUAGGAUCGGCGUUUACUCCUCAGCUUCAGCACGUCAUGCAGUACUAUGACAAUCUUCAAGCACUGGGUAUGCUGUCAAACGAGGUGAAACAGACCAUAGCAUAUACAUUACUCCACAGCUUCCAGUUUUCAUCAACAGCUGGAAAAUGGGACGUCAUCGAAAGAGCUGAGAAGAUCGCAGCCAGCUUGGCAAUGCCCGACAAGUGCCUUGACAUGAUGAUUCUCUCUCGCAAGACGUAUCUGGAUCGGUCGACUGUGGCUCCGGAAGAAUUCGACCGUUGUUCCGGCUUUUCUAUGGAGAGCGGAAAGCUCAAUGCUCUAUGCGGAAAGGUAUUUCUGACUCGCUCCAACAUGUACUUGCGAAACAGCGCAGAUAUCGACAUGGCAUUUUCGUUUCUGCAAGAAAUCCGUCCUAUUGACUGGGACAAUAUUUCAAUAUUGGAAGAGCUCAUUCUACAGGAAAGGGCAAUUGCUUGGGGUCGGUUGUUACGGUUCCAAGGCCAAUUCCAAGAAGCUCGCUCGCUAUUAGAAGCUGUAUACAAUGCACGACAAUAUCCUGAAGAUGUGAUCUCUGCCGGUGAAUUGAACUGCGACUUGAUAUCUCAUCUAGCGGCGACACACUGUGAAUUAGGGGACCCCGAAAAGGCGGAUUUCUUAGUAUCGACCAAGCUGGAGAGCAUCCUAGAAAAGUACAACACUAGCAACCCCAAUUCCAAGCCACGAAAGGGUGACAUGUUAAAACUAAGGCUUGCUCAAGCAGAAGCAGCACUACAGCAGGGCGAGCACUGGAGAGCAGCAGAUAUGUAUCGGGAACUGAAUCGGUAUAUCUGGGCUACUCGGGGGCACCGGAACUCCAUCCGGUCCGUAUGCCGUAUGCACAUGGGCCUAGCACGAGUGCAGCAGCUCCAGAGUGACUGGCCCACUUCAUUGAAAUACUGGGAGAGAGCGAUGCGAAUGUAUGACAAGCGUCCAGAUUCCCAAGAUUUUGGGACUGUGGUCACAUACGCUGCAAUUGCUUACGUUCAUAUACAAAUGGGCAAUGAGGAUGAUGCGAUCCCUUUUUUUAUAAAAGGGGGAGAAUUACUCAAGGUUACUGGUCAUCAGCACUGGUAUACUGGCUUGGGGACUGGAUGGUUCGAUGAGAUAUGGGAUCAUACAGAAUCUCAAACAAGCAUGUCAACCAAUAACGCCUCUCUCGAGGCAGCAGCAACCGAACGCAAAGCCAGACUCGCCAAGCUCGCCGCCCUCAAGAGAAAACAACCCGAGCCCGAACCUCUAACCGAAACCUUCGCCUCAAAAGAUCAAGAAUUAUUACAAGAAGACGAUAGCACCGAAAACAAUAACAUAACAAAACAAUACCUCUCCGGCCGAAACUACGAUGCCGAAACCCGCGGCCCCAAACUGGGAUUUGAGCAAGCCCCCACCGAAGGAGCAAUCACACUUGAACAACAAGCAUCCGAACUGGCGCGCAAAGCAGCCGAACAAGCCCAAAGGGAGGAAGAAGAGGCCGCUGAACAACCUAUAGAUUUAUUUAAAUUGCAGCCGAAGAAACCGAAUUGGGAUUUGAAGAGGCAUUUGGAUGAGAAGAUGCGUGUUUUGAAUGUUAGGACGGAGAAUGCGAUUGCGAGGUUGGUUAGGCAGAGGAUUGAGAAUGCGCAGAGGGAGGAGAGAGCCAAAAAGGGUGGGAGGGGUAGUGGUGAUGGUGAGGGUGGUGAGGAGGUUGGGAUUGAAGGGGAUGCGUUGGUUGAAGGGAUUCAUGUUCGUGAACAGGAGGCGGCUGAGGAACGGGAUGAGGAGGAUUUGCUGUGAUGGUUUGAUACGAUACCCCUAGUAUAAUAAAAGAUUGGGCGAUAUGAAUUGCAUGAAGAUGGGAUGGCGUUUAGGGUUGGAGUUCUGUUUCCG
This is a messenger RNA of Talaromyces stipitatus ATCC 10500, 2847 nucleotides long. RefSeq lists its product as uncharacterized. Lineage: Eukaryota; Fungi; Ascomycota; Eurotiomycetes; Eurotiales; Trichocomaceae. Bases 379 to 2754 code for a protein of 791 amino acids. Gene Ontology annotation, cellular component: U2-type spliceosomal complex; post-mRNA release spliceosomal complex. The record is from RefSeq and is a predicted model, not a curated record. Gene Ontology annotation, molecular function: protein binding. The transcript is spliced from 3 exons.